Molecule: messenger RNA, 957 nt
Organism: Plasmodium gonderi
Lineage: Eukaryota; Apicomplexa; Aconoidasida; Haemosporida; Plasmodiidae
Product: variable surface protein
Exons: 4
Coding region: 1-957 (318 amino acids)
Source: RefSeq, a predicted model, not a curated record
AUGAAUAUAAUUAUUUGUACUUCCCUAAUUUUAUUAAUAAAAUGUCGUGAUAGGAAAAAUAUUAAAUUCUCGUUUGCAAAUAUACGUACUCAUAAUCAUGAUUUAUUUUAUGGUAUGAUUUGUUUAAAGAAUGUAAAAAGAAAUAUAAUUAUAAUAAUUAUGAUUGCAGGGUGUGAUGAUAAAUAUUUAGUAUAUUUAGCACAAUUUAGAGAAAAAUGUAGUAGUUUUCAUAAAAAUAAUUGUGCGCACAUAUGCAAUGAACGUAAUGAAUUAAAUAAAAAUAUAUUCAAAAUAAAAAGUAAGUAUCCUACGCAAAUUUCUGCCUAUUCUAAUCUGCAUGUAGAAAAUGAGGGAAAGGAUUUCUGUGAAGGAUGUACUAGUGAAUGUAAAUACAGUAAAAACACUCAAUGUUGUAAUGAAGGAUAUGUUGUGCUAAAAUCAGGCGAAGAACUAUUAUGUGAAGGAAACAACCUUAGUAAAGACGAAACAGUUACAAAAGUUGAAAAGUCUAAGUUACAAUCAAUAUUGGAUUCACAGUUUUCGGAAACCCGAAGUUCAAAAAGUGAUAAUCACGAAAAACCAGAUGAAAAGCCUACUGCUUUAUCUUCACCAGUGUAUGAUCAUCAUUCUACUAGACCUGUAAAAUUGCAAACUAACCCCGAAUCUUUGUCUGUCACAAGUAAUUCAAUAAAUAAUGCAUUCGUUAACAAUGAAAAUAAUGAAUCUUCUGAAAAACCUCUGCCAAGGUAUGGAAUACAGGUAUUACAUAACAAGAGAAUGCUAAUACAUAAGAAGGACCCCCAGAAUAUACUGGUAGCAUAUAUGAUGGAUCUCAAGGUAAUGAUAACCAAUCUCCUUAUAAAGAAGUUCCCAAAGGUAAGAAUUCUAAUUGUUUUCAUACUAAUCAUGGAAAUACGGGUGUUACACAUGCUAUUUCAGAUAUCAAUAUUCGUAUAA